CUUUCCACUUUCUUCACAGGAUGUGUUCAGACAGUUGCAAUUCUCGGUCCCAUUUUGGGGUUUCUUUUGGGAUCCUUGUGUGCCAAGCUGUAUGUGGACAUUGGCUUCGUAGACAUGGGCACCCAAGCUAUCACUCACAAAGACCCACACUGGGUAGGAGCUUGGUGGCUUGGCUACUUAAUUGCUGGGAUGGUUAGCAUGCUUGCUGCAAUCCCCUUCUGGUUCUUAGCCAAGCAUCUUCCAAGGCCUGAGAUCUGAAAAGAUUCUACUGAGCAAUCCAGGUUCAUUGCAGAAGAUAACAAGGACUAUUGUGCCACUUGCCAAACCCACUUCAAUUUUUUCAAGAUGGCAAAAGAGUUCCUGUCUUCCUUGAAAAGCCUCCUUGGAAAUCCAGUUUACUUCUUAUAUCUCUGCUCUAGCAUCAUCCAAUUCAAUUCUCACAUUGGCAUGGUGACCUAUAAGCCAAAAUAUAUUGAACAACAGUUUGGACAAUCAUCUUCCAAGACCAAUUUUAUCAUAGGUCUCAUCAACAUUCCCGCUGUAGCUCUUGGGAUGUUCUCUGGAAGCUUGCUCAUGAAGAAGUUCAGGCUGAACAUGUUGGGGGCAGCCAAGGUCUCCUUGACCUCGUCCUUCCUUGGUUACCUACUGCUCCUCACCCUUUUCACAACUGGUUGCAAAAAUGCAGAGGUGGCAGGCUUGACCAUCUCCUAUGAGGAUUUGAGCACUGGGCAUGAGCCCGCACUUAUGUCUGCUUCGUUUCAGAUAUUUUAUGACUGUAGCUGUGUGGGCUUUCCAGAGGCUUCCUCAGGGCUUUCUUCAGCCCCUUGUCCACGAGGAAAGGGAUGCUCCAAAAAGUUUCUUUAUUUUUUGGUGAUAUCUGUAAUCGCUUCCUAUACCUUAUCAAUUGGAGGCACUCCGGGAUUUUUUUUGCUUCUCAGGUAA
Molecule: messenger RNA, 942 nt
Organism: Pseudonaja textilis
Lineage: Eukaryota; Metazoa; Chordata; Lepidosauria; Squamata; Elapidae
Source: RefSeq, a predicted model, not a curated record